CGAUCGCUCUGCUGGGACAGUUGUCUGCUUUGACUUAAAGUCCGAUACUUGGUCAUGUCGUUUCUGGUGCUGCUGCUCAUCUUGUACAUCAUCUGGGAUGUAAACUACUUUAUACGCUGCCUGUUUACGGUUUUGGCUGGACGCCUGUUCCAGGGCAAGCGCAAGGUAACGGACACCACUAGCAUCUAUGGCCUGUGCACCUCCCAGGAUGUGGAUAUAUUCCUGCGCCAUAUGAACAAUGCGCGCUAUUUGCGUGAACUGGAUUUUGCCCGCUUCCAUUUCUAUGCGCUGACCAAUCUCUAUGAGCUAGUGCGUCAGCGUGGCGGCGGCGCUGUGCAAGGCGCCAGCAGCGUGCGCUAUCGUCGCACCAUACCCAUCUUCCAUCCAUAUAAGAUUCAAACGCGUUUGAUCUGGUGGGAUGACAAGGCCAUCUACUUGGAGCAGACGUUUGUAACCCUCGCCGAUGGCUUUGUGCGUGCUGUGGCGCUUUCCAAGCAGUGCAUCACCAACUGCAAUGUGCUUGAGCUGAUGCAGAAUUAUCCGGAGGCCAAGCAGCGACCAGAAAUGCCUGCCGAGCUCAAACUCUGGCUGGAUGCCAUUGAGCUUUCCAGUCAAAAGCUGCGUAAAGAUAAAUAAAGUUAGUUUUAGUUAUUGCUCAAUUUUUUGUUUACAAAUAAAACCUUUCUUUUUGUACUUAUUGUAAGCAAGCUCAGCUCUUGCCAAAUUUCAAAUAAACGUUGAGCCUAUCGCUUAUCGUUUGUUAUCGAAACAACAUUGUGUCAUCAAGUAUGUUUUUUGUUAAGCUUUGUGCCUUUUGUAUUUGCUUUG
Molecule: messenger RNA, 828 nt
Organism: Drosophila busckii
Lineage: Eukaryota; Metazoa; Arthropoda; Insecta; Diptera; Drosophilidae
Product: protein THEM6
Exons: 2
Coding region: 55-636 (193 amino acids)
Source: RefSeq, a predicted model, not a curated record